This is a messenger RNA of Alosa sapidissima (American shad), 2857 nucleotides long. RefSeq names its product zinc finger protein 585A-like. Gene Ontology annotation, biological process: regulation of transcription by RNA polymerase II. Gene Ontology annotation, molecular function: RNA polymerase II transcription regulatory region sequence-specific DNA binding; DNA-binding transcription factor activity, RNA polymerase II-specific. Gene Ontology annotation, cellular component: nucleus. NCBI's taxonomy places the organism in Eukaryota, Metazoa, Chordata, Actinopteri, Clupeiformes, Clupeidae. The transcript is spliced from 6 exons. The coding region runs from base 198 to 2351 and encodes 717 amino acids. The record is from RefSeq and is a predicted model, not a curated record.
UCCUAGCCAUUCAUCUUGCGUAUCCAGCGAGAAGACCAAAGAGACGAUUCUCGGCGGAGGAGGUGAGGGAGAGGAAGAAAGCGUCUGACCGAGCGAGGAACCGCACAAGAAUAAAUAUCGGUCGUGCGUACAAGGAAUGGCGAGAGCUAAGGGAAAGUAAAGCAUGCAAAACAGAUGCUGACCUAGCGUUUCUGCUAAUGAAAUUCCAUGUUGGUGCAGGCGAGGUCGUCGUGCAGUUGGAAUGCCUGCUGCAGCUGUUCCAGAGGUGCUUUGAAUGCUGCAGCACGUGCAGCAUCCGUAAGAGACGUGAGGGAAGGUUCCUCAACGUGACGCAGAAGUGCCAGCAGUGUCAAGCCAGUAGAAAGUGGAGAAGCCAUCCACCUGAACAGAUCAACCCAACAAGCAACCAGGAGGUUGCUGAGGAGACAGUGCUGUUGUCUUUUGGGGACUCGGACACCGGAACUGACGAAGAAGUGGUAGAUCGCAGCCCAUUAAACCCAUUUGGGGAAACAGAAUCUGUGGGAGAGGAUGAAGUCCAAGUUCAGGACGCAUUGAGCCAAUUGCGGAAGGACAAUGAAGAAGACGAGGAAAUCCGAGGUCUCCAUCAUGUAAACAGUUCAAAGGACUCGAGCCACAUAAAGACAGAAAAGGAGGAAACACUGGCCUUCUCGCAUGGGCAGUUAGAAUUCUCAACAUUUAUCCAGAAGGAGGAAUAUGACGCCAGGAGCCCGGCUGCUGAGGCUGAACUGGCCCCUAACAACACUUCAGUGGAGGUGAAUGAUUCAGUUAUCCACACACCUGAGGCCACGGUCAACAGGUUAAAUGGCCGAGAGGAAGAUGGGGAGGAAACGGUUGUGAAAAUGGAGAUGGAAAGCGAUGAAGCGAAUGUGCAAACUGAAGGAGAAGACGGCGAUGGAGAAGAAGAAGAGGACGAACAAGGAGAAGACGAGUUAGAGAUGCAGGACAGUGAUGACGAAGAGUAUGGUGGUGGUGGUGAUCAUGAGGAGGAGGAUGAUGAUGAUGAUUGGCAUCCGGUCUCUGAGGGAUGGAAGCAACUCUCGGCACCUGAAAGUGACUCCAGGUCCCAUCCCAAUCCGGACUCUGAGACAGAGGUCCUCCUACCACUGGCAUGGUGUUCUGUGUGCAGCUCUGGGUUUAAGCAUGACUGCUUCAGACAGCGCCACAGCCGACUCUACGGAUGCCUCAGGUGUGGCACCAAAAGGCAGAUGGAAAAAGAUGGAGAAGUAGCAGAGGUAACCACCACCAACAACAACCAAGAAACCUGCACGAACCAGGAACCCAGCAUCUGUAACACCCAGACUGUCUCUGAUGUUGGCAGACACAAGAACACCUGCGGUUCAAAACAAUGUAUUGCGAGUGAUGGCAAUCAAGAUGGUGUCAGUGCAAAUAAGGAAGAGCUAACCACUAGUAAUGGCAGCCAAGAAGCCUCCAGCAUUACAGACUGUGGGAAUGGCACUGUGGGGACUUUGUACAUUGACAUCCAUGGACAAACUUGUGGAAGCCACACUGAGAUCACCCAAAAUGGCCACCAGGGAGAAGCCUCUAGUAGAAACCCUGAUAAAGAGCACUCUUGGUCACUACACAUUGACAACCUGGCUGUUCUUUUCAAGAGUCUCAACGACUUCAAAAUCCAUGCUAUGCAGUGGCACGGCAUAACCCAGUUUCGCGAACUCUGCACGGACUGUGGUAAGUUCAUCAACAUGGUCAACAUGGUUGAUGGUGGACCCAGUCACGUCUGCGAACACAAAGCUAAGCCUAUCGUCUGUCCCAGCUGUGGCAAAAGGUUUGCCACUGAGGUUGGACUCCGAACACACAGCGAUCGAAUCCACAAUGAGAAGUACAGCCUCACCUGUCGCUAUUGCCUCGAGGCUUUUAAGUCACCUGAAGACAAAGAGGAGCAUGAGGAGAGCCAUGAAGCUGAGGUGCUGAAGUACCACUGCCCUGACUGCUCCCUGCGCUUUUCAGACCGCCCCAGUUGGUGUGCCCACAGGAAGAGCCAUUGGCCCAAUGGGAAGCACAUCUGUGAGGUCUGUAGUAAGGGCUUCCGCUCUGCUGGUGUGCUCAUCAGACACAUGGCCAUUCACACAGGGCAAAAGCCCUACAGCUGUAAGCUGUGCGACCGCUCCUUCAACCAACCAGGCCAUCUCAAGUCCCACAUGCGUCUCCACACAGGCGAGAGACCCUUCAAGUGCCAGGACUGUGGGCAGUGCUUCAACCACAACGUCAGCCUCAAGAACCACAUCCAGCGCCACCACGGACCCGGAGCUGAUAAAAGGAACAGCGGAAAAGGAAGAAAAGAGAGAAUGAGAAGGAAAAAAAAAAACAGUUGAGAUUUUGAUUUUCAAUACUAAUGAGGUAUUUAGGACCAUACAAAAGUUUUAGGAAAGGCUGGCAUAUUUGUUCUGAGUAAUACACCUGUUCAAGACGUUCCAGGGAGAAAUGAAAGGGUGGCGCUUUCUGGAGUUUUGCCAAGAGAUCUACUGUGUAGCUGAACUUCUGUAAAAGUUGGCAAUCCACGUUCUGUUUGUAUGCAAUGCCAGAAGACUGUGCAGUUCCCUUGUCCAUCAUAGGAUGAUUUAGACUGAGAAUUGCAGCACAGUGUUCAGAAAGUAUGGCUACGUCAAAGGCCACUGAAAUGAAAAUACUAGUUUUGUAUUACAAUAUUUUUUUGUAAAAAAUACAUACAUAUACAUGUAUAAAUGUAUGAAUACAUUUUCUAAUGUCAACUGUUAAGCUCUCUGUUUGACUGCUCCAAUUGGCUGUCCUCAUUGUCUGUUCCUGAAAGAUACGGUAACUUACAAUUUGUAUAUAAAUGACAUUUGCUAUGAAUUCUUUA